Messenger RNA from Rhea pennata, 1597 nucleotides. It is a transcript of the gene NOAZFP, whose product is annotated as zinc finger protein 330. Gene Ontology annotation, cellular component: nucleus. The transcript is spliced from 11 exons. Lineage: Eukaryota; Metazoa; Chordata; Aves; Rheiformes; Rheidae. Gene Ontology annotation, molecular function: zinc ion binding. The coding region runs from base 183 to 1148 and encodes 321 amino acids. The record is from RefSeq and is a predicted model, not a curated record.
CCCCGGAACCGCCCGCCGCCGGCGCGCGGGGCCCGGCGGCCGCGGCGGCGCUUCCGCCUUCCGCACGGCCGCUGGAGCCAGUGAAGAAGUCCCUCUGCUUCGGCCGUCUUCUUACCACCGCAUUUGCUAAGCAAAUACUCUGCUGCCCCAUUUGCUCCUCUCCCCCCAUCAGGAAGUGAAAAAUGCCUAAAAAGAAGACUGGUGCUCGAAAGAAAGCUGAGAAUCGCCGUGAACGUGAAAAGCAGAUAAGGGCUUCAAGAGCGAACAUAGAUUUAGCCAAACAUCCUUGUAAUGCCUCAAUGGAAUGUGAUAAGUGCCAAAGACGACAGAAGAAUAGAGCUUUCUGCUACUUCUGUAACUCACUUCAGAAAUUACCUAUUUGUGCACAGUGUGGAAAAACCAAAUGUAUGAUGAAGUCUUCAGACUGUGUCAUAAAACAUGCUGGUGUGUAUAGUACUGGACUAGCAAUGGUGGGUGCGAUUUGUGAUUUCUGUGAAGCUUGGGUGUGUCACGGGAGGAAGUGUCUCAGCACACAUGCGUGUAUCUGCCCUCUUACAGAUGCAGAAUGUAUUGAGUGUGAAAGAAGUGUCUGGGAUCAUGGAGGCAGAAUAUUUGCCUGUUCUUUUUGCCACAAUUUCCUCUGUGAAGAUGAUCAGUUUGAACAUCAAGCCAGCUGCCAGGUUUUGGAAGCAGAGACAUUUAAAUGUGUUUCCUGUAACAGGCUUGGCCAGCAUUCAUGCCUGCGUUGCAAGGCUUGUUUUUGUGAUGAUCAUGUGCGAAGUAAGGUUUUUAAGCAGGAAAAGGGAAAAGAGCCUCCCUGCCCUAAAUGUGGGCAUGAAACUCAGCAGACAAAGGAUCUGAGCAUGUCAACACGCUCUUUGAAGUUUGGCCGCCAGACUGGAAGCGAAGAUGCAGAUGGAGCUUCUGGUUAUGAUGCCUACUGGAAGAACCUCUCUGCUGGCAAGGCUGGAGAUGCAGGUGAUCGUGAGGAUGAAUAUGAUGAGUAUGAAGCAGAGGAUGAUGAUGAAGAUGAGAAUGAUGAGGGAGGAAAAGAUUCUGAUACAGAGACAACAGAUGUAUUCAGCACUUUGAGUUUAGGAAGGACCUAUGCUAGUGGAUAUGCACAUUAUGAGGAACCUGAAGAUUAAGUUGAGUCUACUGGGGAGUUAAAAACAUUUGGAAGGAAUUGAGUAUAUGCUUCUUUUACGAUUUGUGUAUGUGCCAGUAGAAUAGCUCUAUUGGAAGCUUACGUGUCAAGUUUGGGAAUAAAGAGUGUGGGACUUGUUUAGUAACUCCAAGUGAGACUUACUGGUACCAGCUGAGGAGCUGGGGAAGAAAACAGGGAAAUGGCUUUAUUUCCCUAAACAACUGAACAUGCGUUGUCCCUGACUACUUAAUAUAACAAUUCAAAGGUUUCCUCCUCCCCCCCCCAUCAGUUUCCUCACACAGGAAUGUGGGAGGGCAGGACAAUUUGUUUUCAUUUGCUCAUCAGAAAUUAAGUUAUUUGUAUGGUAAUUUUGUUAACUGAUUUCAUAAACCUAAUGUAGUGGUGGGUUGGUAACUUUUUGUCUGCACAAUAAAAGUCAACUGCAUUCUC